Molecule: messenger RNA, 1497 nt
Organism: Plasmodium gonderi
Lineage: Eukaryota; Apicomplexa; Aconoidasida; Haemosporida; Plasmodiidae
Exons: 7
Coding region: 1-1497 (498 amino acids)
Source: RefSeq, a predicted model, not a curated record
AUGAGCUACCUGCUGGAUGAUAAGAAAAUUCUCUUAAAAGAAUUGCUCAUUCAGAAUGAAGACAUAAAGCGUGAAAGUGAAAAUAUGCAACUGGAAAAUAAAGCAUUUUCAAAACUUAUCGAAAAUUAUGAAGAGAAUAUAAAAUUCGUAAAAAUAUUGCCAUACAUUCACUACGUAUGUACGAGUCUGUACAAUGUGGAGGAGAAAAUAUGUUUCAAUUUGUCACGUCAUGAAUUCACAAGCACGAUGAAUCAUCUCCUGGAUGAAUCUAUAGGAAAUUAUAAACACAUUUUCAAAAGUAUAUUAACAAAGUCAGGCGAAGAUACCUGUUUAAAUGAAGCAAACGAUACAUUUACAGAAAUUUUACCUAGACAAACUUCCAUUAGGAAUGAGUUUACAAAUGGAAUAUACGACAUUAAUAUGGAUGAUAUGAUUACUUCUAAAUGCAGAAACAACAUAACUGAAACGUUAUUGCACGAUGAGGCUAAGGAGGAAAGUCUACCACAUUGUGUAGAAGAAGAUAAUACUAACACCUCAGACAGAAAGGAACAAAGCCCUACAUUACCAUGCCUUAUGAAUGAACAAAACAUUUGUCUUCUCUGGGAAAGAGAAAAAGCAAGCGGAGAAUUUUAUACGAUUCAAUCCGCUAAGCCACACGAGGAUGCUCACAAGACCUGUCUGAACCUAACGGAAAAGCAACAACUAACGAUGAACGAAAUCGAAAAGAUAAAAGGGAAAAUAAAAAAAACAACCGUUCAUUAUGAAAAUGCAAAAACGAUAAUAAGUUCUAUCAUUAGUCAAUGCAAAAUUUUACUGUUUGAGUUAGAUGAAGAAACAAAAAACUACAAAGUUUUAAAAGAAACAAUAAAAAAUGAUAACUACUUGAUGAAAAGGAAAAACUACUUAAUCGAAUUUUAUAAUGACAUAAUCAAAAAAUAUAAAGACAAAAUAAACCAAGCCAAUAAAACAAAUCAUACGCUCCUAAAUCUGUAUAGGAAGAAACUUUCCACCAUCAAUUACAUAAUCACCAUUAGUGAAAGCAUUAACAACGUAGAUUUUAUGUAUCUCCAUGUCCUCAUACACAAUAAAAAGUUAAAUUAUGAUGGCCUCAUGAAGGAGCACGAAGUUAACUAUGCUUGUCUAAGAAAAAUCCUAAACGAGAUAAGAAACAUGGACGAUAAAAUUACAGGGAACAAAAAGAAGGAAAAGGAAAUGCAUACCCUUAUUGAAAAAAACAAUUUCACAUUGAAUGAAUUGGACAAAGUGAUAAUUGACCUCACAAACAAAAUUGACACAAGCAAGAACAUGUCGAAUAAAAUUAACCAGUAUGAACACGUGGACAUUCUGAGCAGCUGCUCAGUUUUGCAGUGCAUUCAACUGAGCAAAGAUAUCCACAAUAUUGAAAAAAAAAUAAAGUCUUAUGAAAGAAAAAUUGAUAUCAUCGAAAAUGUAAAAGUUAAGGUGAAGAAUAAAAAGAAGGUUCAAACAAGAAAUUAA